This is a messenger RNA of Teleopsis dalmanni, 1455 nucleotides long. RefSeq names its product myb-like protein Q. The record is from RefSeq and is a predicted model, not a curated record. Bases 1 to 1455 code for a protein of 484 amino acids. The transcript is spliced from 5 exons. Lineage: Eukaryota; Metazoa; Arthropoda; Insecta; Diptera; Diopsidae.
AUGCAUGCCGAAGUUCAGCCUCAACAGACUUCUACACAAGUAACAAUAUCGCCAGCUCAUGUUUCCUCACCAUUGACACUAUCUACGUCUCAACAACAACAACCACAAACUCCUUCAACUCCAUCACAUCAUCUAAGUGGUAUUUUGAAUGAAACAGCUAAUUCUAAUGAUUCCUCAACACUAGCAGUUGCAGCCAAUGACAGCAAUAACAGUAAUAACAGUAGCAGUAAUAGUUCAACAAAUAGUAUUGUAAAUAAUCAACCAACGAUGCCAUUACAGAAUACAAUGAGACUCAUAUCCAUGACGCCAGUACGAAUUGAAGAUAUCUAUAGUCGAGGCCCGGUAUCACCUGUCCGGAACCAGCAGCAAAGUAACCAACAACAUAACCAGUCAAUAGAUAAGCAAACAACAGCAGAAGUAAAUAAAAUUGCAACUUCAAAGACAGCAUCACUAUCCAAGCCAAAGCAAGCGCCAUGUAAAUGCCUUGUACCACCAUCGCAUGAUCCAAAAGCAAACAAAGAGAUACAAGAGUUCCAAAUCCCAGAAGCACAACGUCAGCGAAAUUUAAAACAUAUCGAAGAAAAUCCGAAAGUAUUUAGUCUACAGCGAUACACACAAGAUCGUCAAGAAUCACAAACUCAAAUACAAAAGGCACAACGACAACAACGUCCAAGAUAUAUCAAACAAAAUCUAAAAGUAUUUCAUCCAAUCCGAGUAAUACCAGAUCAAGUGCAAGCGCAUGAAAUACAACCACAGCAAGUUCCGCAACGUGUUACGCCUAUCGAAGAAAAUAAACCAGGACUUAGUAAACAUCGAAUUUCCAAUGCAUAUUCUACACAAGAUCACGUAAACCUACAACUGCAAAUACAAGAUGUACAACAACCACGAGAACAAAAGCGUCAAAUCGAAGAGCAUGAUUUAUCAUCACGUCCAACACUGCCACAACGUUUAACGAUAGUACCAGAGUCAUCACAUUGUCAUUCGCAUAGUAAUUUCAAAUCAUCGUCGCAAACGACACAGUGUCAUACGCAAAGUGAUUUCAAAUCAUCGUUACAACCAAAGGAACUUGAGCCCCAGCCGCCAUAUCCUGUUAAUCCACAACAAGCACCACGAGAAGCACCACCAAGAGAUAAUCACCAGUCUGGUCCAUCAUCAUCUUCGUCAUCAACUACAUCGCCACAGAGAAAUUCUACUACAGUACAGCCAGUAUCGAACAAUCGUCAUGUACAACCUACAAAUUCAUUAGAUCCAUUAGAUAUCAAUGUUUUAGAUAGUAACCUUAAUAUGGAACUAUCAAGCCAAGAAACUCAAGCAAAGGAUAAAGUCAAGCGCGACAGUCAACAAGAACCAUGGUCACCACAAGAGGAAUGGAACGUCGUUCAACCAAGCAAAAAAGGAAACAAACCAGAAACUCUCAGUCCAAAGAAACGAAAGAGAAAUCGUGCCUCAUUCUAA